Mobula hypostoma (lesser devil ray) is the source of this 8884-nucleotide messenger RNA. RefSeq names its product ring finger protein 207b (gene rnf207b). Gene Ontology annotation, biological process: regulation of cardiac muscle contraction; regulation of heart looping. Gene Ontology annotation, cellular component: perinuclear region of cytoplasm. The transcript is spliced from 18 exons. The record is from RefSeq and is a predicted model, not a curated record. Bases 65 to 2023 code for a protein of 652 amino acids. Lineage: Eukaryota; Metazoa; Chordata; Chondrichthyes; Myliobatiformes; Myliobatidae. Gene Ontology annotation, molecular function: zinc ion binding; transmembrane transporter binding; Hsp70 protein binding.
UCCGGCCGCCCGAACGACCAGCAGGCCUGCGCAGUGAAGGCGGGAAGCGCCCCAGGCUGUGACGAUGUCUGGUGGAAUAUUCUCCCCUUUGGAUAAUCUGUAUGAUUUGGACAAUGCGAAUUGCCACCCCCUGGUCUGUUAUCUCUGCUAUGAACAGUAUGAACAUCCCUGCCUGCUGGACUGCUACCAUACCUUCUGUGCAACCUGCCUGCGGGGCAGGGCUACAGAAGGACGCCUCUUGUGCCCUCUCUGUGGACGCAUGUCAAUUGUGAAGGGCACCAGUGGGCUCCCAAAGGUAGAUCGAUUGUUGAAGUUCCUGGUCGACAGCUCAGCGGACUGCGAGGAGAUUGUGCAGUGUGCAAACUGUGACCUGGAGUGCAAGAAGCAGGACGCAGAUUCCAUGUUUUACUGCAACACCUGUAACCAACCGCUCUGUAGCUCCUGUCGAGAGGAUACCCACAGAGCAAAAAUGUUUGCCCGGCAUGAAAUUGUCACUCUCGCCAAACGUACCAAGGAGCUGCACAAAAAGUGCCCUCUUCAUGAAGAACCAUACAUCAUGUUCUCGACAGAAAAGAAAUCCAUGCUCUGUAUCAACUGCUUUCGGGACAUGCAAGUUGAGAGCCGAGCCCACUGCAUCGACAUUGAGACUGCCUACGUGCAAGGUUGUGAGAAACUGGACCUAGCUGUAAUGGCAGUGAAAGAGCUUCAGACAUCCACACGAGAGGCCAUCAUCCUACUGAAAGCCAUGAUAGAUGAGGUGAGACUCAAUGCCAAUGAAGAGGAGUCGGCCAUCAGCUCACUAUUCAACAGUAUGCAGGAAAAGUUAGCUGAAAAGAAGAAAGUGUUGCUCAAAACUGCUCAAAACCAACAUGAAGAGAAAGAGAAAGCUUUCAAAGAACAGCUUUCAAAUAUGGCUGCACUCCUACCCACUCUUCAGGUCCAUCUCGUCACCUGUUCUGCUUUCCUCAGCUCUGCCAAUAAGUUUGAGUUCCUGGACUUGGGCUAUCAACUGAUGGAGAGGCUGCAGAAGAUUGUUAAACUCCCCCAUCAUUUGAGGCCAACACAAAGCAGCAAGAUCAACACAGAGUACAGGUCAGAGUUUGCAAGAUGUCUUGAACCUCUGCUCUUCCUGAGCCAACGGCGUUCUGGAUCAGUGACAGGCGGCAGCUCAGGGACAGGCAUUAACAAUGGAUCCGGAAUGAACCUAGUGGGAACAAAAGCAUUUCCAGCCUCUGGCUCUCCUGCAUCCCUGAGGGACAUGUCCCUGACAAAUGCUGUGACGUGCAAGCCUACCUCCCAUCGCUACAUCAGCACCAAGGUCCUGCUAGCAGAGGGAGGGCACAGCCCCUUCAUGGAGCACUGUCGGAAUUAUGAAAAUACUUUCAGGGCCCUACAGACAGAACUUCAGACACUGAAAGACCAGGUGCAAGAGAUGCACCGUGAUCUGACUAAACACCACUCGCUCAUCAGGACAGAUGCAAUGGGAGAGAUCCUACAGAAAUCUCUGCAAAUGGACACUCAGAUUUCCUCCCAAUACUCCUCUGUGGAGACCAUGAGGACUAUGUUUGAAGAGGUCUGGGAGGAAACUUAUCAGAGAGUUGCAAACGAGCAAGAGAUUUAUGAAGCACAACUUCAUGAUCUGAUGCUACUCAAACAAGAAAACCUGUACCUAACGACAAUCACCCGCCAGAUCAGCCCGUACAUUCGCUCGAUUGCCAAAGUGAAGGAACGCCUGGAACCCAGACUUAAAGAGCCAAAGGAAGUGAAGGAUGACAGAACAGAUAACAUGUUGAAGAUUUAUGAUGAAGGCUCUAUUAUGACUUCAGAUGGGCAGUACAGGAAUGACCUUGCUUGCAUGAGUGAAGAUAAAGAAAAACAGAUCGACAACAAGGACAAGAUUAUUGACAACCGAACUCUAAAUAUUCUGUCAGAGGAUUCGGAGGUGAAAUGCAAAGACUUGUAUCGUACAGCAAAACUGAAAAGUGGAUUGGACACCCCUGACAGAAAGGAGAUCACUUUAUAGUACAUGUACACUAAGAGACAUAUCCUCCAGUUAAUAGAGACAGCUGCAGAAUGUAAAUACAACAUAUUGACUUCACCAUGGCUUUGGAAGCUGUUCACUCUUCUUUAACAAUCACAGAUCUGGUUCACAACAUUAUGCUUAAAUAAGAACCUCAUAGUUAAAAACAUAGAUAUUUGGUUCCAUUAUCUUUCAGCAGAGAAUAAAACCCAAGAGAUGAUGUCAGUAUACUCACAAUACUUGUUUGAUGUUGCUCUGACCACCCUUAUGUUUUAUGCUUUCUUGCAUUUCUGGUCACGAAAUUACUUAUUUGAACAAAGACAUGAUUUAUUAUUACAGGAUUCUUCUACAAGGAGCACCAACAAAAUGAAGUGAUAAAGUUGGGAAGCACUCAGAUUCAACAGGUCGUUACGAAGGAAAACGUUAUGUUGGCCAAUAAAGUGAGACAAGUGACUACAACAGUUGAGAUGUCUUACUCCAGUUAUGUAUACAGUAUAGGUCCUUACCCAGGAAUAUACUUACAAGAAAUUGUGUGUAAAUAGAAGUAUACCAGAUUGAUUUGUGGGGAGGCAGGUUUGUCAAAUGUAGAGGCACUAAAUAGACUUCAAAAUUGUUCAGGGGCAUGAAAAGGUAGAUGUGAAGUUGGUGUUAUUCCUGUCUAGAGGGUCUCAAACACAAGAGUCAAAAUAAGAGAUAUGCCAUUCGUGGAAGAGGUUUAUUCAACCAAAAGGUAACAAAUCUUUGGAAUUCACUACCCAAGAGGGAUGUGGAGCUUCAACUGCUGAGUAUAUUCAAUAUUGAAAAGCCAAUUGACCUUUCUUAAUCAAGGGAUGUGGGGUUAGUGUGUGAAAUUGAUACUGGGAUAAAAGACCUCUGCAGGUAUUAGACACUGAAUGAACUGCAGUUUAUACAUUUAUGAUAUUUAAAAACAGAUGGUUUUUAAAUAUGUCAUCUCUUCCCUUGAACCAUGGACUUUUAUUAAUGCUUCAGGAGAUUACGUGGCUGUGACAAUGGGUAGGUGUUGCAAAUAUGUGGAAGGAGAAAUAUUAAGGCCUUAAUAGUUUGCUUCAUGCGAUAUCUAGUCCCUUUUUUGCUCUCCAAUGUUACGUUUCUACUGCUUGUUACUAUUAUUCCACAGAUAAGGCCAAGAAGUAUGCCAGUAGGUAGUUUAAGAAUUCCAAAUCCUAAUAUAAACGUGAAGAGAGACUGAACACAAGGCACUGGGGUAGAAUCCUUUGCAACCAGCUUAGUUUUGCUGUCCAUUAAUCUCAAAGGAGUCUGAUUCAUAUGCUGCCUGGUUAGACAUCUGAUCCAUACCACCUCAUUCUUCUCUGGUGUACUCAAGUUAAAAUUGGGGCUCAAAUAUCAGCAAAGAAUGAUAAUGGCCAGUACAACCAAGUCUGACUAUAUCAUCAACAGAUAUCCUGGUAGUAUAUUUACAACCAGAUUUGCUAGAUGAUGCUUAAGAGUAAAUGUGCUGAUCUUUCUCCGUACAUUUCCCAUCUCCUCCUUCCCAUGUGCAUGAAAUGUGGGCUAAGUAGCUUCACAAUUACUAAUGCCACAUCACAUGAACUUAGUUAUAAAAGAUCAUCCAUAACUAUGUCACUCAUAACAGAAUAUUACUGACUUUGGUUGUGUAAAGCCACAAGAAAUAUAUACCAGACAACAUGGAGUGUGUGCAUUUAAAUACAAUAAUGAAGCAGCAGCAAAUAGCAAAGAGUACAGAUUGAAAAUGCUGUUUAAACUAAAAUAGGAAAAAAUGUGUUGGAAAAGCACAGUUCAAUUAGCAUCUGAAAAGAAAGAGACCAGUUCAUGUUCCAGGUGUAAACAGAAGCAAGUCUGAUGAAGGACGCAACCCCUAACUAUCAACUUCCCGCCCCCUUCUAAACUUUUGUCUAUUCAUAGUAUUAUCUACUUUUGUCAGUAAAGGUUAACAGCAAAAUAUCUUGUACAAGCGGAACAAUGAAAUUGAAAAGUUUUUUUAUUACUCCUUGGUGACUGAAGGAUAAAGCUUAAAGUUUCCAUGAAUAAAACAGAAAAGUUUACAAAUCAGUAAAUUGUCUCACCCGCUUCUCCCUCUUCCUGAAACUUCAGCCCUGCUCCAUUCCUGCAACCUCUAUAGUUUUUACAUGUACAUUACAUAUUGGUUAUUUCUCACUUCUGGGGAUUACGGUAUUUCAUAGAAACUCCUGAAAGCCACCACAGGGUGUGAACCUCAUGUUGGAUGUUAAUGGUAGCUAUGUUUCAGUGGUUGAAAUAGAAGUUUUCCAACUUAACACUACCAUUAAAAACUGUUUCAUAAACAUAAUUUUAUAUAUUUAGAACUUCUUCUAAAAUGUUAAUUUAAAGCAUUGAAAUUGCCACUUGUUCAUAAGCAAUCAAAAUAUCUGUGAGUUAUCAAUAUUUAAUGAGUCACUGCUGUUUCUAAAGUAUUUUCAUUGUGACGUUGACUAUUUUACUUAAAUAUUUCAACAGCCCUUUGAGGAACUAUGUAAAUGAUGGGCUUGCUUAGGUCCAGGUGAAAGAAACACAAAGAUAUUCAAGCUAUUGCUAUCAAUUGACAUGUUUCCUUUCCCUUUAAGAUGUUCAUAGUAACUUUUACAUGACAUAAUUUAUUGAAGUUGGAGGAUAUCUCCACUAACUUAAUUUCCAUGAAAAAUAAGUCAUUUGUCAGAAGAGCUUUAGGCAGGAUGGUGCCUGGAUUAGAGGGCAUGAGCUACAAGGAGAUUGCAUAAACCCGAGUUUUCUCUGGAAAGUUAGAGCCUGAGGGGUGGCCCAAGUUUUGGAAUUGUAAUUUUAAGAUUAUAGCCCUCAUCCUAGACUCUAAUGCCAUUAUAUAAACAAGCUCAAUUCAUGGCCUACAGAAAAAUCUUGACCCUAACUGCCCAGUCAAAUCAAAAAGAUACCAGAGAAGAAUGAGCAUGUUAGGAUUAUUUUUUGGUUUUUUAAAAUUGUGCAGAGGCUUGAUGAAAUCAGCAGCUUGUUUACACUCAAUUGUACCCUAAGGCUAGAAAUAGAAGAUCAUCACUAAUAAAUCAAAGAAAGAAUUUAGGUUAAUUCUCUUCACUCAGGGUACUACCACAUGGAAUGAUUGAAUGGAUGCACUCAAGGGAAGCUAGAUUUCUGGAUGAAUGGCCAUCUUCUAUGCGGCAGUCCUGACUCUAUCUUACUUUGUGUUCUGUGCUGAUUCUGUCCAAAUGUAGCUGAAAAAUGCACAAGUGUUGGUAGAAUAAGACUUGGAGGUAAAGUGUGCAUCAUGGUUGAAAUCAUACUGAAAUGACAGGAGUUUGUAUAAACAAUCAUCUGACAAGGAAUUGGAGAUGUUGGUACUGUACCUCAAUGAAGAACGCUGAAGAAAGUGAAAAAUCAAAGGGUCAACACUAAACUGGGGGAUAUACUGCAGGUACCAGUUCCUGUUUGCAAGCUAUUAAUUUUGACAUUUGCUGCCUCAAUAAAAGACUGUAACCUAAAUUAGUACUUGGUUCAUUCAUUGUCAUUUUUUGAACUAAAACAGUUGAAUAUUUAUAACUUUCAAAGGCAAUAAAUGUUGGCUGUGACAGUAUCUACCACAUCCUGAACACAAGACAAAGUUAUUUGAAUGGUGCAGAUUAACACAGGCUGUUCCAUCUUUCCCCAGCCUCUACGCAUCUUGUAUACUCUGUCUACACACAUUCAAGUGCACAAAUCUUACCUAAGGUUUCUUAAACUAAUGGGUACCAUAGUAAAUUGCAGUUUCCCUACAACUAGUUUAAAAAUCAAAAGGCUUGUUAUGUAAAGAGGAACAAGUCCAUUGUUUUUUUCAGUGUAACUUAUUGUAAUAAUGUCAAAGCACCAAAUAAGAUCAUUGUAUUAUUAAAUUUCUGAGCACUGACUUAUUUGACUGAAGUUCACUAAUCUUUCCUAUGGCUUUCCAUUUAGCUUAUCUUGCAAUCUUCCUUUUCAUUUCUCUCUUUGUCACAGUCAUUCCAGGAGAUAAAAAGGUGAAGAGCUUUGCCUGCAGCAGUCCUUCCUCUAUAAUGCAUCCUGGCCAAAACUAAAUCAAAAGUUUAAUAUUGGUCUGCCUACUCUGGACAUGACUGCAGACUUGUUUACCCCUUUGAUACAACAAAUUCACUAUAUAUGCCAGUGAUAUUAAACCUGUGAUUCAGAUAAAUUUAGUUUCUCAGCAUAACAACACAUUACAAGUAGUUAACGACCCCAUGUUGUUUAUCCAUCCUUUCAUGCUAGCACAUCUGCUGCAGAGUGAUCUAACUAAUCUUCCUCCUGUGCUGUUCAUCAGUGAAUGGGUAAACUGUAACUUCAGUACUUGCAUAGAGCUAGUUUGACAAACUAAGCCAUUCAAUCCAUCUGUUCUGUGCUAGGGUCUAUAUUCUAUGCAAACCUCCAUUGGAAUGAACUCCUUUCAACCAGUACUUGCAGUGAUUUCAAAUACACGCACAGGUUGGGCAUCCAAAAAUGAGCAACUCACCCACUACUGCUCUGAAGCUUUUCCAUCAUUUGAAGCAUGGGACUGAAGUGUGACAGAAUACUCUGUCUGCACAGAUGAAUGCAAUUCUCAACAUACAAGAGAUUUGACAAGAUUCAGAAAAUACCUGCCCAAUUCAUUAGCUCUUUGGAAUACCUGUGCAUUCCAGUUGUAGUCUGCAAGACGUAGAAAGUUGGUAAAGUUUUUACAACAGCAAUACCUAAAUGCAAGAACUCUACUGCCUGGAAGGACGAAGGCAGUGGGCACAUGGGACUACCUUAAGGAAAAUGUCCUCUCAUACAUGAACUAUACAUUGAAUCUGUCCAGUCAACGUCCUGAAAACCUCUGCUAAUCACAAUGGGUUAGGCAUCUUUACCUCUUCAUUUCAAAAGUUCCAGUGUGUCUCACAACCAAGUUCUCAACUGUAAUCAAUGAAGGGGUUUAAAUUGAUGUUAGCAGUUAAGUCAUCUACGAAGUAUUAAUGCAUCAGUGUUCAUUACAAGAGUUUAAAUGUGAAAGGCCACCAAAUGAGUUAGUGGACUAUAGCCAUAACAUCCUUAGAUGUUACGCUACAAGGAAGAACUUUUCAGAAAAUGUGAAACUUUAAAUAUUUCUUUACUCCUACCCCUCUCAACUGCAAUACACCAACCCAAGGUCAUAGAGGCCAAUGAUAACAACAAUGCAACCAAUUUAUUCACUUCAAAUCAAAAAAUUAAAUUUCACUUGUGCAGCAGCUAUUCAUCAGCAGCUUUUACAGUUCUAACUUAUCUGCUUCCAAAAUGUACUCCCCCCAAUUCAAGCCCAACUAUAUUUUAAUACUCAUUAGAUUAGUUUUACAAGGAAAUAACUUUCCAUCCCUCCCUGACCCUCAAAAGUAACUUGUUCUCUCUCUCUCUCUUCCCCAGUUGUGGUGGAGGCAAAUACAUUAGGGACAUAUAAGAGGCACUUUAGAUGGGCACAUUGAUUAAAGUAAGAUGGAGGGCUCUGUGGGAGGGAAGGGUUAACCAUCUUGAUGUAGGUUAAAAGGUUAGCACAAUAUUAAGGGGUUAAGGGCUUAUACUGUGCUGUAUGGUUCUGUUUUAUAUUCUGAUGAAAGGUCUACUCUUUCUGCAGACUUUGCCUACCCACAGUUUCCAACAUUUCCUUUUCAGAUUUCCAGAAUCUGCAAUUUUUAAAAUAACUUUCCUUCACAUCUUUACUCAUCACAAAAAUUUUCAACGAGCCCACUUUUUGAAAAUUUACAAAAUGUGUCCUUCAAAACAUAUUGUCUAAAGUUUCAUCUUUAAAGGCCUCAAACAAGUGUACACUUUCUCUAAAUUACAAUUAUCCAAUCAGAACAAUGACAAUGGAGUUACCUUACAGUAAUUUGGACAGGCCAUCGGUUAACCUUUCAUUUUCUCCUGUCUGACAUGACAAAUGGAUAACCAUGAGACAAAUUAUUGUAGACGUGAAACAGCACACUAACAGUUUCAGCUGGCUAAUCACAAACUCCUUGGCAUUGAUGUGAAACUUGAUUCAGCAUUACAAGCUCUGCUGUAAACACACUGAAGUAUUCUCUUCACUCUCCCUCCGGCUGUUGUACCUUUGCUCUUUAGCACAGGGGUUCCCAACCUUUUUUAUGCCAUGGAUCAAUAACAUUAAACAAUGGGUCCAUGGAACCCAGGUUCGGAACCCCUGCUGCCAUAUAAAUUACACCUUUGUGCACUCGCAACAACCCACCCCCUUGAGAAUUAUUAGCUCGUUUUAAAAAUCAUGUCUGUGACAGUGGUGAAGUGGUAUCACCACCCGGACUUUGGAACAAGAGGUUCCGGGUUUGAAUCCGGCCGGCUCCUUGCAUGCUCUCCAUCCACAGUGGGUUAAGCAUCGAGCUAGCAACGUGGCCUCAUAAAAAAGAAAGAUGCUAAAGAAACAACAAGGUUCCUGCCUGAUACCGCCAAACAAAGCACAGGGAGGAACUUUUCCUUUACUUACCUUUAAAAAUAUCAUUGAAUAAAAGGAUGGAGGUUAUUCAGUUUAUAGUAUCUGUGCUAGUUUAUUUAAAGUACUCCUUUUCUCCUAACUCUGGACAAGAUAUUGUUCAUUCUCUUAAAUAUCUGCCUUAGUAUUCUUUUGUUAGAUUACACCAGUGAGGCAUUAUUACAUUUCCUACAUUUAAAGAUGCCACAUAAAAUCUAUUGUUAAUAGUUCAAGCUUCACAAGACAAAUACCAAAUUGGGAUAUGGGCUAAUGUCAAUGGGAAACUGUUUUAGUGUUUUUUGGUCCUGGGCAACAGGGUCAGGAAAGAGACAAGAGAAACAGAUCAGAAUCAGACAACUUCAAAAAUCAGAGAUUAUGCUUUGAUGCAUGUCUAUCUUUAAUUUACAAGAUAUGAAAUGAUAGACUCCAAAAGGAAAUGUGGC